AUGGACACGAAAGUGGAGAGGAGAUCACAGUCAUCGUUUGCGGCGUUGUCUCUCGUGGAAGAAGCCCGCGCGACGCUCACAAAUUACGUAUAUAGGAAAGGCUUGCGACUUUCUAACUUGUCGCAGGAGAAAUACACCAGCGGAGAGAUUGUCAACCAUAUGGCAGUGGAUAUCCAGAGGGUUCUCGACUUCUUGUAUAUGCACGAUAUCUGGAUUUUACUGCUUCAGGUGGCGUUGGCACUUCUUAUUCUAUACCAGAAAGUCGGGGUUGCUGCGAUAGCUAACGUGGUUGCGACGCUGGCUUCGGUGGCUAUCAACACUCCGUUUACCUCCUUGCGAGACAAGUACAAGGACAAGAUCAUGGAGGCCAAGGACGCCCGAUUGCGACCUACAACGGAGUGCUUAAAGAGCAUGAGGAUUCUCAAGGUGCAAGCUUGGGAGAAGGCCUACCUGCAGAAACUGGAAGCCUUGAGUGGCUGGUUGAAGAAACCGUUCUUGACGCAGGCAGCUAUAAUUUUCCUCUUCUGGACAAAUCCAGUGGUCACUUUUGGUACUUGUGUAAAAAUACCUCUGAUCACUGGGAAAGUUCUUUCAGCGCUGGCCACCUUUAGAGUUUUACAGGAGGCGCUCACAGCUCUACCUGACUGUAUUUCAACUCUGUCUCGAACAAGAGUUUCGCUGAAUCGGCUGAGUAAGUUUCUUCACGAGCCAGAGCUUCAGGCGGAUGCUGUUUCUCGGACAAAUGACCAAGAUCCUACAGUAAUUCUGGUGGAAGCAGCAGACAUCAGUGAGUGGAUGUCUAGAAGGGACGACAGUUUCGGUUUGCGGAAUGGUUGGUUCCGAAGUAAAUACUAUCGUGUGCUGGAGAUGUGUCAACUCAAAAGAGAUCUGGAAAUUCUUCCAUUCGGAGAUCAGACAGAAAUAGGUGAGAGGGGCGUCAACUUGAGUGGCGGCCAGAAGCAAAGGAUGCAACUUGUUCGUGCACUGUAUCAGGAUGGUGAUAUCUACCUACUUCACGAUCCUUUUGAUGCUGUGGACGUGGAAACUGGUACUCAAAUAUUCAGGUUUACAAGGGCGUAUAUUGGUGAGUAUGCUGCUGUUUCAAAUCUUUCAAAUUGCGUCAGACUGGUGAAUGGCUCAGCGACGGCUGUAUCUCCACAGUUUGAUCCUAUUCGGUUGAUCAUCGGAUACGGAGGAUUUUUCGCUUGGAGCAUCGCUGUGAGUCUGGUGAAUUCCAGUGAAUUCCGUUUGGAGCAUCGCUGCUUGGGGGCCUUGCGUUCUCAGGAGUAUAGCUUUUCUACAUUGUGGGAGUUAUGUCUCAAGCAGUUUGGAGUCUUAAUCGUUUUUGCUCCUGUGUCUGUUUUCUGUAUCUUGCUACGGGUAAAUCUCGUUUUCAAUCAACACCUCUGUCCUAAUGAGGUUGUAUUUAUUUGCAGAGAUAUUACAUAUCGUCAGGCAGGGAGCUUUCCAGGCUUUAAGGCAUCCAGAAGGAUUGACCACUUUGCGGAAUCUAUUGCAGGAGCUCCGACAGUACGAGAGGAAGAGCGUUUCAAGCACAGGAUCAACACGUCUGCUCGAGUCUAUCUCUACUCGGCUGCAGCCAUGGAGUGGGCUUCUAUGAGGCUAGAACUCCACCCCCAACCAUUCAGGCCAUAUUCCGAGCCAGCCAGUGGAAAGAGCGUGAUUGACCGUGUGGACGAUCUCCGAUCCAAGCUCAGCAUCAUUCCACAGGAUCCAGCGCUGUUCGACGAGUCAAUUGUUCUGCCUAUGCGAAAACAAGCCCCUGUUUUGGUACUGGACGAGGCCACCACAUCCGUGGACAGCGCUACUGUUAUCAACAUCGCUCACCUACUGUGGUGGACAGCGACUAAGUAG
Messenger RNA from Selaginella moellendorffii, 1875 nucleotides. RefSeq names its product ABC transporter C family member 6. Gene Ontology annotation, biological process: transmembrane transport. NCBI's taxonomy places the organism in Eukaryota, Viridiplantae, Streptophyta, Lycopodiopsida, Selaginellales, Selaginellaceae. Gene Ontology annotation, molecular function: ATP binding; ATP hydrolysis activity; ABC-type transporter activity. The record is from RefSeq and is a predicted model, not a curated record. Gene Ontology annotation, cellular component: vacuolar membrane; plant-type vacuole.